Phaeoacremonium minimum UCRPA7 is the source of this 720-nucleotide messenger RNA. RefSeq names its product putative defective in cullin neddylation protein 1 protein. Gene Ontology annotation, biological process: positive regulation of ubiquitin-protein transferase activity; protein neddylation. The record is from RefSeq and is a predicted model, not a curated record. NCBI's taxonomy places the organism in Eukaryota, Fungi, Ascomycota, Sordariomycetes, Togniniales, Togniniaceae. Gene Ontology annotation, molecular function: ubiquitin-like protein binding; ubiquitin conjugating enzyme binding; cullin family protein binding. Gene Ontology annotation, cellular component: ubiquitin ligase complex. The coding region runs from base 1 to 720 and encodes 239 amino acids. The transcript is spliced from 4 exons.
AUGCCGGCGAAACGAGGUCGCAAGAAGAAGGGUGCCGGAUACUUCAGCUCGAACUCAAAUGGAGGUGGCGCGGGUGCUGCCUCUAAGGAGGCUGCCCUGGACAAGAUGUUCGACGAGCUGAGAGAUCUCUCAAGAGACUCAAACGACGCGAUCAGUGCCGAGUCUACCAUGGCGUAUCUGGCCGAUCUGGGCGUUGACAUGGAGAACGCAGAGAUGUUCGUGGCGCUCGAGCUAGUUCAAGCACCCAGCUUUGGAGAGAUCACACGGACAGGCUUUGUGGAGGGCUGGAAGGCCGCUGGUGCCAGUGCCUCCCAAGCCUCACAACAGCAGACCAUCCGCAGCCGAGUAACCCAGCUAGGCACCGACCCGGCUUACUUCAAGAAGGUCUACCGGCACACCUUUGUCGCGUGCAAGGAGCCGGAGCAGAGAGCCCUGAGCCUGGAGAACGCCCUGAUCUUCUGGGAGAUGAUCUUCUCGCCGCCCGGACGGCCCUGGCAGACCGCAAACCACGACUGGCUGAAGCUGUGGAAGGAGUUCUUAGGCGAGAAGUGGACGAGGUCCGUCAACAAGGACAUGUGGAACCAGACCCUCGAGUUUGCAAGCAAGACGAUGGACGACGAGACCCUCGGUUUCUGGAGCGAGGACGGGGCCUGGCCGGGCGUCAUAGACGACUUUGUGGCUUGGUAUCGGGCGAGGGACGCCAUGGACACUGAUUCCUGA